Penicillium daleae is the source of this 702-nucleotide messenger RNA. RefSeq lists its product as uncharacterized. Bases 1 to 702 code for a protein of 233 amino acids. NCBI's taxonomy places the organism in Eukaryota, Fungi, Ascomycota, Eurotiomycetes, Eurotiales, Aspergillaceae. The record is from RefSeq and is a predicted model, not a curated record. The transcript has 2 exons.
AUGGCCAGCGAGGGCUUUCCAGAACCGAGGGCCUCCCCAGUACCAGCUGCUGUCGCACCAGCACCCCCGAAGAUCAGCGAGCCUCCCCAGCCAAUUCACAAUGUGUUAAACACUUGUCAGACGGACAGUGAGCCUGUCACAGCGGAGACAAAACAGGUGGGUGCCGGGAUCGAACUUCCAGAAGCUCCCAAGCCGGUGCAGAGCAUUUCCGGUGCAGCUUCGGAGCCCGAAGUUCCGGUUGUAGCUCAGCCGGGUCCAGAGCCGACACGGCAAAUCCCACAGUCCGUUACAGAGGCCCCCAAUCCAGUCCAGGAACCCUCUACUCCCGUGGAGGAAGCCGCGAAGCCAGCCGCGCAAGAGCCACAAGUUGGUGAGAAGCGCGACCUUGAUUCUAUUGCGACUCAGGCCCCUGAUCAAGCAAAACCACUCGCACCUGAGCCUGCUGCUGAGAAGGUCAAGGAGCCUGAGAGCAAGAAGCAGAAGACGGAGCAGGAACCCGCCCAGGACACCAAUGGUACUACAUCUGCUACUCCCGCUGCACCUGCUCAGCCAAGCACAACUACAGCACCUGCAGUUGAAUCCCACGAGGAACCUAAGAAGGCUGGUCGCUCCAAGAAGGAGAAGAUCAAGGACGCCGUGAAGAAGAUCAUCUCGACCGAUGGACCUGGAAGCCGCACUCGUAGCCGCACCAAGGAUUCCUAA